AUGUUCGGCUCCACAGGAACGGCUUUUGGCAACUCGGGCUCCACGCCCUUUGGGUCCGCCGCGACCCCCGCCACCACGGGCGCCUCGCCUUUUGGCAGCGCCGCUCCCAACCCCACGCCAGCGUUCGGCGCCGCUCAGCCGUCCAACGCGGCCUCCGGCUUCGGCGGCUUCGGCGCCGCCAACAGCAACCCCUCAGCCGGCGGCACAGGGCUCUUUGGUAUGUCUAACAACAGCAACUCCUCCUCCUCCACCACUGGCGCUGCGGCGCCCUUUGGUCAGGCAACAUCGGCUCCCGCCAACGGCCCGUCCCUGUUUGGCUCAGCCGUGCCCACGGGCGCCCCCAACACCUCUGUCCCAGGCGCGGCCCAGGGUCCCGGAACCGCCAUCAAGCCCUUCUCCACGUACACGGAGAAGGACGCCACCACGGGCUCCAACAAUGUGUUCCAAUCCAUCUCCUGCAUGCCCGAGUACCGGGCGUACUCCUUUGAGGAGCUGCGGUACCAGGACUACCAGGCCAAUCGCAGGUUCCCAACCGGCCCCGUGGGUUCUGCCGGUGUUGCCUCGCCAUUUGGCGCUCAGACCAGCUCGCCGUUCGCGCAGAACAAUAGCACUAAUACUAACGCCUUCGGAAUGGUAGGCAACAACAACAAUAACAACAACAACAACACCACCGGCGGGCUCUUCGGUCAAAACAACACUGGGGCCGCCGGUACCUCUGCUUUUGGCCAGCCUGCUGGCGGCUCGCUCUUCGGCGCCAACAACGCUGCCAACAAUUCUCCCUUCGGCCUGAACAAGCCUGCUUCCUCGGGGGGCCUGUUCGGGCAGCCUAGUAACACGGCCGCCCCCGGCGGUAGUGGUCUAUUUGGCCAGUCUAACAACACCGCGCAAGGCUCCGGCGGUUUAUUUGGCCAGAACAACAACACGGGUACCACUGGCAGCAGCAUGUUCGGGGCUACAAACAAUGCCCCUGGGCAGCAACCUGGCGGUUUGUUCGGCCAGCCCAGCACGAACACCGGAGGCGGACUCUUCGGUCAAAACAACAACGCAAAUGCCAACAACUCUCCUUUUGGCCAAUCAAACACCAACACGGGCGGCGGCCUAUUCGGCCAGAACCCCAACAACGGGGCCGCCAACUCUCCUUUCGGCCAAAACAACCAAGCGCAAGCCGGAGGUGGCCUCUUUGGAAAUAAGAGCGCUCCUUCAGGCGGACUAUUUGGCCAAAACAACAAUACUUCGGGUGGUGGCCUUUUUGGUCAGGCCAACAACACGAACAACUCUCCGUUUGGACAGAACAAUAACGCCGGAGGUGGUCUAUUCGGUCAGAACAACUCUGGUAAUACCGGAGGGGGUUUGUUCGGGCAGAACAAUAAUAACAAUAACACCACCGGUGGGGGCCUCUUCGGCCAGAAUAACAACAACAACAACAACGCAGGCGGUGGCCUCUUUGGCCAAAACAACAAUAACGCCACAGGGGGCGGGUUGUUUGGUCAGAAUACUGCAAACAACUCAACCUUUGGCCAAAACUCUGGCUCCGCUCCUUUUGGACAGUCUCAGCAACAGGGCAGCUCCCUUUUCGGCAACAAGCCAGCCGGUUCAGGCGGGCUCUUCGGUCAGAACAAUACCGCUUCUACAGGCUUUGGACAAAACAAUUCAAGUGCCGGUGGUGGGUUGUUUGGUCAAAACAACAACAAUAACAGCACAGGCAACACCGGAGGGCUCUUUGGCCAGAAUAACACUAAUACAGGCAGUGGUCUCUUUGGACAAAACAACAGCCAGCAGCAACAGCAACAACAACCUGCAGGUGGUCUCUUUGGGCAGAACACUCAACAGAACCAAGGGGGGCUUUUCGGCCAGAACAACGCCAACACCGGUGGAGGUCUUUUCGGCCAAAACAAUCAGCAACAGCAGCAACAGCCAUCUGGUGGGUUGUUUGGCGCAAAACCAGCCACUGGUGCGACCGGUGGGGGCCUCUUCGGUCAAAAUAACAAUCAACAGCCACCAGCUACUGGGGGCCUCUUUGGUCAAAACAACAACGCCAACCAACCUUCGACGUCCGGUGGGCUCUUUGGAAACAAGCCCGCGGGCUCUACAGGUGGCGGAUUGUUUGGACAAAACAACACUGCUGGUAACACAGGUACCACUGGUGGAGGGCUCUUUGGCCAGAACAACUCCACUGCCGCAAACAACAGCUCAGGCGGGGGGCUCUUUGGCGCUAAGCCUGCUACUAACACCGGAGGCGGCCUAUUUGGCAACAAGCCCGCGGGCGCUCCAACCACCGGAGGCGGCUUGUUCGGUUCCAAGCCCGCCGGAACCGCUACCGGAACCACCGGCGGAGGUCUCUUUGGUGCUAAACCAGCUGGCGCCGCUACUGGCGGUCUUUUUGGUAAUACAAAUGGCACGAACAACACCAAUGCCACUGGCACGCAGCCAGGUGUGUCAGGUGGUCUUUUCGGAAACCAACAAAACCAGCAGCAGGCGGCACCAGGCUCUCAGCCAUCCUUGCAACAAACCGGCGCCAAUCCAUAUGGCACCAACGAGCUGUUCUCCCGUGUUUUGAUUCCUGACUCUAUUACGCAGCCCACUAAGCCAAGUGCCACUAAGUUGAAUGCAGACUUCAAAAAGAAGGCUAGUCUUUCUGGAGCGUACAGAUUGGCGCCCAAGCCUCUCUUUGCUCCUAGAAGCGCGUCAACCAGUCCAGUGGCUCGUUUGGGGUCUACCACUACUUCUCAAAGCAAUGGAAGAGUUUUGUCGGUGGCAUCUUCCACAGAUUCGCUCGGCAGGGAAAUCGUGCCCGCAAACACUGGCUCAUCGUCUAUCUUCACAAAUGAAAGUGACGAGCUCAUACUUUCUUCUAAUGAUACCCUGUUCAAUCCUGAUAAGAAGUCAUUUAAGAACCUCAUUAUAAACAGGAAGAAGAUGGAAGACACCGUCGAUUCCAAGGAGGAUGACCAAGUGUUGAGGAUCACAUUCAAGGCUGAUGGAGAUUCCACCAGUAACGAAGGGGUCCAAGGGGGUGCUAAGACAGAAUCAACGAAGAUCGAGACACCUCUUUAUGACGAUGUUCAAGGAACGCCACUCCGUCAAGGAAGCAGGAUCGAUGCGCCCUUCAAAAACAGCGUAUCGACGCCAUUGGCCAAGACUCCGUUGAAAUCGUCGAACUUGGCAAGCUCUUCUGCCACGUCUACCACUAUAAACGAGAAACCAUCAGGUGUUAUUGGCGAUGACAUUUCUUUCAUGGACGAUGGCUACUACAUCUCGCCAUCUCUUGAGACCCUGUCCUCCAUGACCCUACUGCAGCUCCGCAAGGUCAGUGGUCUAACCAUUGGCCGCCGUGACUACGGUAAAAUAGAUUUCCUGGAGCCUGUUGACUUGUCCAACAUCUCUUUGCCCGCUCUAUGUGGGCAGCUUGUGGUCUUCGAGCCUAAAACGUGCACAGUAUGCCCCAACGCGUCAAUGCAACCAGCCGAAGGCGAAGGGCUGAACGUACGUGCUCGCAUCAGCACCUCUGGGUGCUACCCGGUGGACAAGUCUACCAGGAAACCCAUUAAGGAUCCUAACCAUCCUAUAAUAAAGAGACACAUUAACCGGCUGAAGAGCAUUUCAGACACCAAGUUUGACAGCUACGACCCACAGACAGGCACUUGGGUCUUCACCGUUGACAGUCCUGUGUAA
Lachancea thermotolerans CBS 6340 is the source of this 3672-nucleotide messenger RNA. RefSeq names its product KLTH0B04070p. The transcript has a single exon. The coding region runs from base 1 to 3672 and encodes 1223 amino acids. Gene Ontology annotation, cellular component: nuclear pore; nuclear pore cytoplasmic filaments. Gene Ontology annotation, biological process: protein import into nucleus; post-transcriptional tethering of RNA polymerase II gene DNA at nuclear periphery; RNA export from nucleus. Lineage: Eukaryota; Fungi; Ascomycota; Saccharomycetes; Saccharomycetales; Saccharomycetaceae. The record is from RefSeq and is a predicted model, not a curated record. Gene Ontology annotation, molecular function: structural constituent of nuclear pore.